Molecule: messenger RNA, 1092 nt
Organism: Striga asiatica
Lineage: Eukaryota; Viridiplantae; Streptophyta; Magnoliopsida; Lamiales; Orobanchaceae
Source: the annotation of a GenBank genome assembly
AUGGGCCGGACCACUAAGUGGUUUCGCUCACUUUGGAGCUCCAAAACCUCGCCGGAGUCCUCGGCGGCGGCGAAGGGCAAAAAGAAGAAGAAGAGCAAGUGGGCCCUCCCGAGCACCGGCGAUAAUCCCGGCAAGCUGACCAAUCGCCCCGAGGACCCAUUGGGGAGUCCGUACGUCGAGGGAAUCGAUGCCAACAAGCACGCGAUAGCCGUGGCGGCGGCGACCGCGGCGGUGGCCGAGGCUGCUCUGGCGGCAGCGCAUGCGGCGGCAGAGGUGGUCAGGCUGACCAGCGGUGGCCGGAGUGGGAGGGGCGAACCGGGAGACCGGCGGCUAGUGUCGGCCACUGUCAAGAUUCAGUCUGCUUUUCGAGCUUAUUUGGCAAGAAGGGCAUUGAGGGCCCUUAAGGGACUGGUUAAGCUUCAAGCCCUUGUAAGAGGCCACAUUGUCCGAAAACAAAGUGCGGAUAUGCUCAGGCGUAUGCAGGCCAUGGCCCGAAUUCAGGCCCGGGCCUCAGCACAUCGAUCUUACACAUCAGAAUUCCUCUAUGCACAAUCCCAUCAUCCUACAAAUCACUCGAGAUCACACAUUGCUGGCAUCACUACCAACAACGAGAGCACUCAAAUCGCCUCCCGAUGGCUAAGCCAUUGGAUGGAACAAUGCGCACGGGACCAAAACAACCCCCACAUUGCGCCCUCCCACGAUAAGAUCCUGGAAGUUGACACGUGGAAUCCCGGCCACAAGGGUAUCCAAAAUAACCAAAGUACCAACACCUCCCACUAUUUCUCUGCAUGGAAUGACACAUACAAACCGAACCCUAUCCCUUCCCCCGAGAACACAUCCUCGUCCAAUUGUGGGGACCACCCAAAGGCUUCUAGAAGCUUGUUCGGGGAUUACCCAAGCUACAUGGCCAACACUCAGUGUUCCCAGGCUAAGGUCAGGUCUCGUAGUGCGCCAAAGCAGAGGAUGCGACUAAGUUCAGAGUAUUCGGACACAGUCUCGGAAAGGGGUUCUUUCUCUGUGGCGGGGCCCAGGGGAAGUGGUUAUCGAUACUCGGGUCGAGUUAGGAGGCCUGGAACUCCUCUUCGGCCGUAG